ACUGGGGGGGGCCCUUAAUUGUCAUUUAUUUUCUAUAGUUGCAUAAAGAACAACAAUUUCGACAACAAUCGUUUUCAGACUGAACGUGUAAAAUAUUGUCGCUUGAUAUACGUGAAAUAAUGCUUUUUUAUCAUGUGUUUAGUAAUUCUCUACAAUUUAGAUUUACUCGUGCCAGUUGUAGUUGUGGAUAUGGCUUAGUCGAUUAUUGUUAAAAAUAUGAAAUAAAACUACAAUAUCGAAUGAUUUAUUGAUGUCUGUCAAUCUUCUUGAUUCGUCAAUUGGUGACUACGUUGAGUUUAGCAAUGAUAUUGGACCAGAUGCCACGACAGACCUAAAACUAGCUCACAAAUAUGGCUUUAAUGUAGAACAAGAAUUAAUUGAUGAAUUACCAAAUUGA
This is a messenger RNA of Didymodactylos carnosus, 397 nucleotides long. Lineage: Eukaryota; Metazoa; Rotifera; Eurotatoria; Philodinida; Philodinidae. The record is from the annotation of a GenBank genome assembly.